Molecule: messenger RNA, 2322 nt
Organism: Camellia sinensis
Lineage: Eukaryota; Viridiplantae; Streptophyta; Magnoliopsida; Ericales; Theaceae
Biological process (GO): mRNA destabilization
Cellular component (GO): cytoplasm
Molecular function (GO): mRNA binding
Source: RefSeq, a predicted model, not a curated record
CUCUCUCUCUCUCUCCUCUUUUCUUCUUAUAUUCACUGCUUCUCUCUCUCUCUCUCUCUCUCUCUCUCCGGAAAGCCGCUUCGCAUUUCUGGGCACAAAAGCGGUUUUCCGGCCGUCUAGAGAGAGGAUUUCCGGCGCUAGGGUUUUGAAAAAAACCAGAUCGGAAUCGGCGGCUUUGGGUUCUUUCGUUAUUAGGGGCGGAGUUGGGUUUUGAAGAUUGAUAAUGGCUGGCGAGAAGAAAAUUGAUAAGUCCGAGCCAGUUGCUGCAGUAUUGAAGUCAGAUCCCUCUCCUAAAGUGGCUGGGCAAGAUGUGGCUUCUGGAAAAGGUGGAACACCAACUGUUUUGUCCUCUUCUAUAUCCUCCUCAGGAGAUGCUAUCUCCAGCAUGAAAGGUGAGACUGGUCAAGAGUCAGUUGCAGAGCAAGGUGUUUACUAUCCACCUACUAGCUAUGACAAUUAUUAUUACCCAGGCUAUAAUGGGACCUUUACCCAAUUGGAUGACCAUAAUUAUUUUAAUGCUGGAGGUGGUUCUUAUACAGGUUUUCAAACGGAUAAUGGUUCACUUCUCUAUUAUCUGCCUGGUUAUGAUCCUUAUGCUACUGGGUCUUUUAUGGGUAUGGAUGGGCAGCAACCAUACUAUUCUUCACCAGGAUAUCUUCAGCAGCCUGUUUCAUAUGGAUCAGAGGCCAUGCCAUGUUACUCAUGGGAUUCUGCGUAUGUUGGAGACGUAGCAAAUGGGACGACCGGUUUUCCUGGGAAGCCAAAAUCUGCUUUUGGCUCUAAUGCUUCAAUGAAGUCAAAUAGUUAUAACUCUGUAAAAUCAGGUGCUGCUCUUGCUAGCAAAUUUUCAACGUUGCCCUUGGAUUCUAGGUCACGAAAAUCUGCUGCCUCAUCCAAUAUCUCUAAAUCUAUCAUUGAAAGUCAACCUCUCAGAACUUUGGGCAAGCUAGGUUCUGGUUACCAAUCAGCGAACCUUAUGAAAGGAUAUCACCCUGUUGGUAAUUUCUCAUCAUUUAUCAAUCAAAACCAUAAUAGUUCAAUGAACUACAGAUCGAACAGUAGAGUAUGGAAUGGGAACAACAAAUUCAAUAGGUUGAGAGACAGAAAUGUAGGGUUUGAUGCUUCAUCUGAGCUAACAUGUGGUCCUAGGGCCCAGAAUGGGAGCAAUCCUUCAAACCCAUCAGAAGUAGAACAGCUGGGACUCAUGGUUCGAAGGGAUCAAUAUAACGUAAAAGAGUUUCAAAUUGUGUAUGACAACGCAAAGUUUUAUGUCAUCAAGUCGUACAGCGAAGAUGAUAUCCAUAAGUGUAUUAAAUAUGAUGUCUGGUCCAGUACUCCAAAUGGCAAUAAGAAAUUGGAUGCUGCUUUCCAUGACGCGGAGGCAAAAGCCUGCGAGACGGGCACAAAAUGUCCAAUCUUCCUCUUUUUUUCAGUGAAUGGAAGUGGACAAUUUAUAGGUGUAGCUGAGAUGAUUGGGCCGGUGGAUUUCAACAAGGACAUGGAUUUUUGGCAACUUGACAAGUGGAAUGGGUUUUUCCCAGUAAAGUGGCACAUAAUUAAGGAUACCCCUAAUACACAGCUGCGGCACAUCAUCCUUGAAAACAACGAUAACAGAUCUGUAACUUACAGCAGGGAUACUCAGGAGAUUGGAUUUAAGCAAGGAAUAGAGAUGCUAAACAUUUUUAAGAGUUACUCAGAGAAGACAUCCGUAUUGGAUGAUUUCAAUUUCUAUGAAAUCCGGGAGCAAUCGCUUAAAGCUAAAAGGAGCAGCAAGCAAGCUUCAUCUCAAACUGAAGUACACAUGAAUCAUGAUUUUCCUAUGCAUUUGAAAACAGGAGAAACGACAACUGAAGAAGCAGCUGCAGCGAGGUCGAAUAAUUCUUCUGAUUCAACAUCGUCGCUCGUCAAUCUCACCAAAAAUCUCUCCCUCAAUUCUCACCCACUGAAGGGUGGUGGUGCUGUUAUGAAUCCAAGAGAGAACUCCACACCUAUCCCCGAUUCAAAGGCAUUUUAGAGACACUAGGGCUUGCCGUAUCUUUUUCGCUCAGGCUUUUUUGUUCUUUUCAUUUAAGUUAGUUUAUUAUAUAGUUCAAUUUUAGUUUCUUUUGAUGAUUUAAUGGGGUUUGAGAUGAUUUGGUCAGGUAAUUGCAGCAGUCAGUUAAUUUUCUUGUUGCCGUUUAAUUUAAUUUCUCCAUGACCUGUUGUUAUGUUUGAGACUUUGGCCGACUCACCUUUUUUUAUUUUUAAUUUGGGUUGUCAAUACUGAUUUGGUUUUUCAUAAUGUGAAAGAACCUAGGCCAGCUCAUUCAUGGCCAAUACAAA